GUUUUCCUCGGAGCCAGAAGCGUCCUCCGCCCAUGCCGGCAUGGUCAAGGUGUGUGCAUGGAAGGUCUGGUUGUAACCAAUCUCAGGCUCUUUGGCAUGCUACGUGGCGGGGUGCUCAUGCCACUCGAUCGCCGACACAACGUAGCUGUGCUCUCGUUCAACAGUGUGCAUCGUAUUCAUCUGGAGCGCUGACAGUCCUUUGUUCUCGACCGUGUCUGUCGCGGUGUUCUCCAGUCCGGACGACAGCAAGAUGCGGGGACGGGCAUGGGAGGUUCGGCAGCGUUCGUCACUCGCUUUCUCGUGCCGCCUUGGUUGUCGUUGCUCCACGGACCAAAGUCGACGCUACUCAAAAUAUAGUAUGCCCAGCCUCAUGCGACCAUCAACACCAUUGCGCGGGUGGCAUGACCGUGAUCUCAGCCGUCUCAGCAACGCCAUCGCGGUAUCAUGAAUGCCCCCGUUCGACUCGGUUCUCGAACUUACAACACGCUAUUAUGGACGCACUCGUUUCGAUCGAUGCAGGAACUUCAGUCGCACGCAUCUUCCAGUGUGCAGGCCCCCCGCGGGCGGUCUACAACCCGACGACGCAUCUUUUCGAAUGUCAACGCCAUGGCUUCGAAAUUUUAGGUGGGGCGAAUGUGAUUUUUGAGGACGACGGCGGUGUGGUCGAGUAAGGUACAUGCUGCCACUCCCUGCGCCGUCGCGACUCCAACCGCUCGAGACGCCGUAUUGCAUACUCCAGGACAGAUGUGAGCGACCGCCGCCGCGCACGACCCAGUGGCAUGUUCAGCUAUGCGUGAUCUACUUGGCCCAAUUCACCGCCGAGGCAGCGCGAGGCCUCGUGCUGCCGACGCUCUUUCUCUACUGCGAGUCCUUGGAUGGGUCUCUCGCCGACAUGGGUCGAGCCACGUCUGUGUUUAGCAUCGGGCGGUUGGCUUCGUCGAUGCUUCUCGGCUGGCUGUGCGACAAAUUUUCGUUUCGGUCCGUCCAUGUUUUGUGUGCCUUGAUUGGGAUCGUGGGCAACGUCAUGUACCUCCUGCCCGCGUCGACGUGGUUGGAUGCACCCGCGUCAGCCUCCACCAAUUCAACGAUUCUUUCAAAUGUCUCUGCUCCAUCACGUGCCAAGUUUGUGUGGCUGUACGCCAGCAGAUUCCUCGUCGGUUUUGGCGCUGGCAAUCUCAGCGUCUGCCGCGCCAACGUUGCAGCGAUGACUCCCGUGACCGAUCGGGUCCAGUUUAUGAAUCGCUUGGCGUUAGUCGUGUUCGUUGGGUAUGCGCUGUCCCCUGGUAUCGGUGGUUUGUUUGCAGCCGUAGACGUGCAUUUUUCGGGCCUCGCACUCAACCCGUUUACGAUGCCCGGUCUUGUGCUGGCGGCGCUGAACGUCCUUACUCUUAUCUGUAUGGUCGUAGUGUUUGACAACUCCAUCGAUGCCACCGACGCCCCGUCAUGCCAACCCUAUGCUUCAGGGCCCCUUCACCCCAAGGAAGCGUUGCUCGACCCAGCCCCCUUGUUUGACUGUUAUGGCAUCUGCGUCUUUUUGCUACUCAACGUGGUGGGGCGGGGCGUGAUCGCCGCGUUCGAGACGAUUCUGGUGCCUUUGCACAUGCAAACGGUAAGCGCCGUAUCAACUCCGGCCGACGAUCCUGUCCACGCCGCCGCUGCAUUUCAGUUUGUUAUGGGGCUCCUGGGGCUGCUCACGUAUGCCAGUGUCGAGCUGUGGCGAGGUGCCAUCGGUGACAUUGCGUGGCUCCUGGCUGGGCUCGGCGCGUUUGUAGUUGGAAACGGGCUCUUGCUCAUGGACCCGCCCAAUUGGUCUAUCUUUUGCACGGCCAUCUACUUGGUGUGGUCUGUGGGAGGGCCCCUACUGACCGCGGUGUCUGUUGCGGCGUUCUCGAAAUUGUUAGGAAAUCAGCCCCAAGGUCUUUGGAUGGGCGUGUUCGGAUCUGCUGGGUCGAUGGCCCGCAUCGUGAUCCCCCUGGUUCCGGCGCUCUUUGCCUCGCUACGCCCUGUGUUUUGGGUGAACUUGGGGCUGUCCGCUGUCGGCGUGAUGCUCGUGACAGGGUUUGCCGUGCAAUCGUGUCGAAGGCAAGCCAAGUUCGAAGACGAAGGCAACGACGACUCUUCUAGUGUGUGGCUUUAACUGGCAAACAAAGCCAAACGAUGUAGUUCAUCCUGCACUUGAAAUGCCCCCAUGCAAAAGCAUCGGCCCACGGCAGCGCGUCUGUGAUCUAUGACUAUGAACGUACCAGAAUGGGGCUUGCAAACAUGCCCACCGUUU
Molecule: messenger RNA, 2275 nt
Organism: Aphanomyces invadans
Lineage: Eukaryota; Oomycota; Saprolegniomycetes; Saprolegniales; Verrucalvaceae
Exons: 1
Coding region: 677-2137 (486 amino acids)
Biological process (GO): transmembrane transport
Molecular function (GO): transmembrane transporter activity
Source: RefSeq, a predicted model, not a curated record